AUGUUUACCACAUUAAGACGUCGCAUUCGUCGUGCGCUAUCCUCCCCUCGAUCCUCGCCGGCAAAGCCCCCUUCCCCGCCAUCGCGACCUCGCCCAGUGCUCACGGCGACAGACCUGCAAGCCUGGGUUGAUGAGCCAAACCUCUCACAAGCUGAGAUCGCUGCCCGUCGUGACUUGGCGGCAAAGAUGACAGCCGGGCCUCCAUCGGAGCAUCUCGUCUACCCGGGCGACUUGACCCUCAGCGAGUCGCCGCUCAGCAGCCUGCCACCCGGCUUUGAGGUGCAGGGCGGGCUGUACAUAUACAACUGUUUCGACCUGCAUCUGCCCGCCGGCCUUGUGGUCGGCGGCGACUUUACGCUCUCGUCGACUUGGUAUCGCACCCACUUCGUAGAACUGCAGAGCGACACAUAUGUGGGUGGCGACCUGAGCGUGUCAUCCACGGACUUGAAGGAAUUGCCUGAGCGUCUGGAGGUUGGCGGCAUCGCCAUCUUCUACGGGUGCAAAUCCUUGAGCUUAAAGAAUAUCCCGCCUAGUGUCACGAUCAAAGAGGGUGUCAUUAAAGUCACUGAUUGUGAAGAAGUGUGGGAGGAGUUUGAUUUGAAUCGUGACCUUGGAGAGCACUAUGGCACUAUUGAUUUCCCUCUCCGAGAUGCAUUGACGCUUCGUGUGUGCCUUGGCUGUCUGGCUUGA
Clonostachys rhizophaga is the source of this 690-nucleotide messenger RNA. NCBI's taxonomy places the organism in Eukaryota, Fungi, Ascomycota, Sordariomycetes, Hypocreales, Bionectriaceae. The record is from the annotation of a GenBank genome assembly.